UAAAAAUGAUAGGAAAAAUUUUAAUAAUUGGAUUAUUAUUAAAAUGUUGUUUGUGUCAAUAUUUCAUUGAUGAAAAUUCAAGACAAUUACGUGAUGUAAAUGAUAAAAAAAAUACAUUGAUGGCUGUUAAAGCUGCACAAGAUGCAAAAGCUGCUGUUGAUGCACAAUUAAUUGCUGGACAACAAGCAGCACAUCAGGUAAAAUUACAAAUUGCUGAAAAAGCUAAAGAUGCUGCAAAAAUGGCAGAGACUGCAUUAUCAGGUAGAGAAGCUGUUGUUGGACAAUUACAACAAGAAGUCAAAGAAGCUGAAGCUGUUGUACGUGAAGAAAUAAUAUCAAUUAAAACAACAAAAUCACAUGUACAAUCAUCAAUACAAGCUGCACGUGAAGCUCAACAAGAACUAAAAACACUGACACAGGCUUAUCAUAUUGCAUUGUUAAAUGUUGCAAAUGCUGAUAAAUCAGCACGUGGUGCACAACAUGAUUUUAUUGAAAAAAAACAGCUAUUAGAAGCUGCAAAUCAUCGACAAAUUGAACUUGCUAAAAGAAUGAAUUAUGCACAAAAUGAACUUGAAAGAACAAAAGAAGCAUCAAUUAAAGCAACAGCAUCAGCACAAGAAGCUAAAAUUAAUGCUUCAAGAAAUAAACGUAAAUUUGAUCAACAAAUUUCAUCAAAUAAUUCAUAA
Aphidius gifuensis is the source of this 686-nucleotide messenger RNA. Its product is annotated as tol-Pal system protein TolA-like. Lineage: Eukaryota; Metazoa; Arthropoda; Insecta; Hymenoptera; Braconidae. The coding region runs from base 6 to 686 and encodes 226 amino acids. The transcript is spliced from 4 exons. The record is from RefSeq and is a predicted model, not a curated record.